Sodiomyces alkalinus F11 is the source of this 1749-nucleotide messenger RNA. RefSeq lists its product as hypothetical. The transcript has 6 exons. Gene Ontology annotation, molecular function: chromatin binding; protein binding. NCBI's taxonomy places the organism in Eukaryota, Fungi, Ascomycota, Sordariomycetes, Glomerellales, Plectosphaerellaceae. Gene Ontology annotation, cellular component: cohesin complex; synaptonemal complex. Gene Ontology annotation, biological process: replication-born double-strand break repair via sister chromatid exchange; synaptonemal complex assembly; mitotic sister chromatid cohesion. The record is from RefSeq and is a predicted model, not a curated record. Bases 1 to 1707 code for a protein of 568 amino acids.
AUGUUCUACAGUCACGACAUUCUGACCGAUCGCCAGCAUGGUGUCGCAACCAUCUGGUACGCAAAAGACCCCCAUUUCGCGUUCCCGGGCAAUCUACUCUACGGCGUGUCUCGGGUUUACUCACAGCAGUGCGCUUAUGUCCUCAAUGAUGCCGAGAAGGUCCAGUCGAACAUGAAAUUGUUCUAUCGCCUCAUUGCCCACAAUGAAACGGACCCCCAAGCAGGAAAGUCCAAGCCUGACCAAAACAUUCUUGAAGACGACCCUGGCUUUAUCGCAAACCCGAACCUUCCCCGUUUCGACUUCGGCGAGGACGUGAACCUAUUCAUGAAAAGCCAGAGUCAGAUGUCGUCCGCAAAGGUGUACUCUCAACUUAGCCCUAUAGACAAGUGGACUUCAUCCAGUCGCCGCGCCAGUUCUCUCAUAGGGUUGAAUCUCCCACAAUCCGAAGGAAGCAGCAGUCUGGGAUUACCUUCCCCCUUUGGGCCUCUGUCAUCCGCCCAGAAGACAGGCAUGCCGCCUGUGGGGGUGGAUCCCAUGAACGAACAGGACGAUUUAGACCUAAUGGGGGUUCUUGAGCUUGACAUUGACGCUGAGGGCAAUGUUCUUGGUAUAGUCGACCAUAUAGAAGAGCCGGGGUUGCCCCCUCACCCCUCGCGGCAAGCAGAUGACAACGAGAUUGCAGGAACGAGACAGGAGCGGCAACCAAAGGGACAUCAUAGUGCUGUCAAUGAGGACGACUACUUGAUGAUGGAAGAUCAGCUCCUUCCAGAUGCAGAGGCCUUUCCUGGCCAGCAGCCGCAGCAGCAGGAACGCAUUCCAGAAACCGGUUCGACUCUUCAGCGUACUGUCUCAACGAGGCAAAGACGGAGGCCCAGGAUGCUUGCCCCAGAUGACGUAUCGCAGGAAUUGGCCGGCCGAUCGGUAUCCCGGGGUUUGAGCACCCUUUGGCGCGCCACUUUGCAGGCGAUUCACUCCGAGAUCAAGUAUUCGGCGGCAUUUGAAGAUGAUGAAGAGGAACACGGCCGCCAUGUUCGGCCCAGGCUCGAGGAAGCCACCCCUCAGCCUUUUCAAGACCAUGACAUGGGAUUUCUUUUGGGGGACGACUCUAUGCUUCCCGAAAUGGGCAUGGAGGGUCAACCUGCCAUGACUGACCGCAUGUCGUCUUCUCUCAUGCCCUGGAACCGAACUCCCUCUGCUCAGCCUCCCUCGUCCAUUUUGGGCCGCGGCUCGAAAAAGCGUGCUGGGAGUCACCAAAUUACUUCCAGUCCCAAGGGCAGCGCUAUUUACCCCAUCGAGCGUCACAGUGAUCCUGCCACUGGAAGCCACCAUGGCUCGGACCCCGACUUCGGCCCGGGGCUUGCGGACCUCGCUGACGCCGAAGUAACGCAAGACUCGCAGUGGAUGCAUGCCGGACUGGAUACUGCUAGUGGCGUGUUCCUCACGUAUCUGAAGGAGCAGGCGAAUGAGCUUGGUGUUCCUCACGUCGGCGACCCGAAGCAGGACCGUCUCUGGAUCGACUUUGAGGACCUCGCUAUUCCGGGAAAACAUCCGAAGAACGUUGCGGCACAGGCAUUCCUUCAUGUGCUUUCCCUAGCCACGAAGAACAGAAUUGGCGUUGAGCAGCUAGUGGAAGACAACCGGCCGUUCGGAAAUAUUUCUGUUGGUGUCGAUGUUGGAGGUAUGAGACAUAUCUCACUAGACACGUAAGAGGACGUAUUGAGCUCAAAGCCUCCAUGGAAUCCGCAUCGG